Messenger RNA from Gekko japonicus, 1300 nucleotides. RefSeq names its product oxidative stress responsive serine-rich 1 (gene OSER1). The coding region runs from base 101 to 952 and encodes 283 amino acids. NCBI's taxonomy places the organism in Eukaryota, Metazoa, Chordata, Lepidosauria, Squamata, Gekkonidae. Gene Ontology annotation, biological process: cellular response to hydrogen peroxide. The record is from RefSeq and is a predicted model, not a curated record. The transcript is spliced from 4 exons.
UCGCCGCCCAGGCGUGGGAACGAGGUAUUUCGAGGUUUUCGCGGGCUGCUUUCGCUGGCUUGACCUGCAGAGAAAAAGAGCAGUGGAUUGCUCUCCAGCAAUGUUGGAGAUCGAGGAGAAUCUGCAAGCAGCUUUCAAAAAGCUAAAAGUUGAUGCAGAAGGAUCCACUGCUACUCUGCCUGUGAAUGAGUUGACACCUCUGAGAUCGCUUGCAAGAACUACAGAUGAAACAAAACCAAAGAACGUGGGUGCAUCUAAAGAGAGCUGGCACUGUUGUUUGAGGAAGCCCUUGAGAGGAACUGCAAGAACACGGCGGCGGCGGUCAAAAUCUCCAAUACUCCAUCCUCCAAAGUUCAUUCACUGCAGUACCCAGACGUCUUCCUGCAGCCAGCCAGCAUCCAAGAAUUCCACCAACCCCUCUGAAAGUAGCCCUGGUGCUGAUAUGCCAGCUCCAAAAGAAUUCUCAAAGGUUGAACAAUCCAGCUAUCUUCUUAGUAAUGCUGAUCCCAGGCAGAACGGUGCUGAGCAGUCUGCGGCAUCCACCGUAGAGAUGCUGAAGAACAAACCUGAAGGUGGCGCUGUUUCUCUUCCCACAGCCAUUCUAAAAGCCACAGAUCUCGCCGAUUUCCAGUCUCUCUCCAAGGGAAGCAAAGGCAAUCUCUGUGCAUGCACCGACAAGACCUGCCAGUGUCAGCAAUGGCAGGACAUGAAAGUCUACACAUUUCCUGACCUACACAACUCUCUUCCGUCAGCACCUGAAAGGACGACGCACAUGCAGGACAACUCCCAGGUUCUACCCUCAAGAACUCCCUCCAGCUCUCUUAGGUCUUGUUCCGAGCAAGCCAGGGCUAACGUGGAUGAUGUGACUAUUGAAGACCUUUCAGGGUACAUGGAGUAUUUCCUACAUAUCCCAAAGAAAAUGUCCCACAUGGCAGAAAUGAUGUACACCUGACAGCUGUGGGCUGUAAUGCAGAAAGGGCUUUUGGUAUCUGCCCUUGGUCAUGUUCCAUCUGAGAAGCAUCUGCUGUCUGUGCUCAUAAUAAAGACACCUCCGCAUUGCAUCCAGCCUUUUGGUUUUCCAUGUAGUAGCCACAAAUCCAGACCAGAUGGCUGGAAAAGCAAGAAGCAAGGUCAGGACAUGCAUAUAGAGUGUGCGCUUAAUGAAAGUACAGCUUGGAUAAAUGACUAGAAUGGUGAAAAUAUGCAUUUAUGGAACUGACUCGGCAGUCCAGGGAGAAACCAAAGCCCUCUCUAUGAGCUGAAGGACAUAUCUUGCCUUUGUUAACUUUCCAGGGAUUGU